Thecamonas trahens ATCC 50062 is the source of this 1206-nucleotide messenger RNA. RefSeq lists its product as uncharacterized. The coding region runs from base 1 to 1206 and encodes 401 amino acids. The transcript has 2 exons. Lineage: Eukaryota; Apusomonadida; Apusomonadidae. The record is from RefSeq and is a predicted model, not a curated record.
AUGCGGGCAGAGCUUGCGGCAGCCAAUGCCCGGGCGGAUGCGCUCGCGGUGCGGCUGGCAGACGAGCAGGCGGCGCAUCAACGGACUGCGGCGGUGGGCGAGGCGAACAAGGCGCGAGCAGAGGCGAUGGAGAGCAAGCUCAGCGCACUGCAGUCUGUAACAAGCCGGACCAAUGAGAUGGCGGCGAGCGAGAAGCGGGAGCUGCUCGAUCGGAUCGAGGCUCUGGUGGGGCGGCUGAAGACCGCGGAGCGGGCCGAGCUCGACGUCGCUGCGCUGACAAGCAAGUUGGCCGAGGUCCGGGGCGCUCUGGCGGCGCUCCGGGGCGCAGUGGCCCAGGUGCUCGCGUACGAAGCCGCGUUUAACGAUGAGAUGCUGGCGCACGAUGCUGGGCGGCGAGUCAUGCGCGAGGCCGAGGCGCGGGCGCGGGCGGCGCUGGCAGCGGACAACUCGGCGGACGACGGCGAUGGCGGCGGUGAGGGCGGCGGGAGCGAUCUCGACAGCAGAGGUAGCGGGGGGCAGUACUCGCUGGAGCGGAUUCUGAUGGGCCGCCGGGGAAAGGGGACAGCGAGGGCCGACCGGAUCUCGGGCCUGGACCUGCUGCUGGAGGAGGAGGCAUUCCUUCGCGCGUUACCGACCAAGGACCAUCCGACGGCGGUGAAGGAGAACAUCAAGCUGUUUCGCAUCGCCAUGCAGCAGCAGCACACCAUCCAUGAUCUCGAGCGCAAGGUGGAGGAUAGCGACGUGGCGACGGAAGCGCGGCUGAACGCGCGGGUUGUGGCGGCGCGAUCGGCAGCCGAUGCGCGGCGGCCGGUGCUUCGGCGGCUGCAAGCUACGCAGCAACGACUGUUCAAGGCCGAACACGCAGCCAAGGCUGCGGCCAAGCAGGUUGAGAGAGUACGUGGGCAGGAGGAGCGGUGGCGGACGUUUGCCCGAAACGCAAGCAAGGCUGCGGCCGAGCAGCGGGCGCGGCUGGAGCGGCAGAUGGUGCAGCUGCGACGGGCUGCGGCGAGCGCGGCGGCGGCGUCGCGGUCGUCAUCAUCGACGACGCCGUACUCAAUCCAAGGCAUUGCAGCGCUGGCGGAGAACACGGCGAGCAGGCAGAGUGGAGUCGACGUGUCGGAUCCGGGCGCAAUCGGCGCCGCCGUCUACUGGUGGCGGCGGGAGCGGGCCGCGGCGCGGGCGACGCAUGGUGGCGGGGACUGGUGA